CACAAACUUCCGACUAGGAUGCGCGAAACCCUCUAAGGGAUUUCCCUUUAUUUGAUAUCCUUGUUGAUUGCCUUGAGGGUGAAAAACACCGUCUAAACAGGCUAGAAGCACAGCGUCAGUCAUGUCAGAGACAUACGAUUUCCUGUUCAAGUUUCUUGUUAUCGGAAAUGCAGGAACUGGAAAAUCUUGUCUGCUUCACCAGUUUAUAGAAAAAAGAUUCAAAGAUGACUCGAAUCACACUAUCGGGGUUGAAUUUGGCUCGAAGGUAAUCAGUGUGGUCAAUAAGUUUGUCAAGCUCCAGAUCUGGGAUACAGCAGGACAGGAGCGUUUCAGGUCUGUAACACGCAGUUAUUACAGAGGGGCAGCAGGGGCUCUUCUCGUGUAUGACAUCACUAGUCGAGAAACAUACAACGCUCUGACCAACUGGCUGACAGAUGCCCGGAUGCUGGCCAGCCAGAACAUCGUGAUCAUACUGUGUGGAAAUAAGAAAGAUCUGGAUGCUGACCGUGAAGUCACCUUUCUGGAGGCUUCCCGCUUCGCUCAAGAGAAUGAGCUCAUGUUUUUGGAGACCAGUGCUCUAACAGGGGAGAACGUGGAGGAAGCUUUUGUCCAGUGUGCUCGGAAAAUCCUAAACAAAAUAGAGUCAGGCGAGCUGGACCCGGAGCGGAUGGGUUCAGGAAUCCAGUACGGAGAUGCAGCGCUGCGGCAGCUGCGUUCUCCCAGACGGGCUCAAGCAGAGAGCGUGCCGGACUGUGGCUGUUAACACAGAUCCCAGACAGCUGACCAACCAGGUUUCGUGAACAUGAGGAGGAGGACAUUAGUGGGGAGUUUGACGUAUGGCUCAUCAUGUUGGAGUGACUGUUUCCCUCACCAUACUUUUACUUCAGUUUUGACAUGCCGAGGGACCCCCUGUGCUCCAGAAAAAUGUUUACUGUCCCCCUUGGGCCCAAGCCAAAACACUGAGGGUAGCUAAAAGACCCUUGCCCCUGAGAUUACCGCACUGAGCCCUUGCCCCAUCUUUCCCUCUUCCAUAUGUAGAUGUUGUGUAGAGAAGAGUUUCUGUUAUCACCGUGGAGCAUGUUUCAUGGUUGCAGUACGAAGACAUAUUCAUAAAUGAUUAUAUACAGCAUACUGUAUAUUUUAUAUAUAUAGCUUAGGCAUACUGCAUCGCUGCUCUAUGGCACGCUCCUGUAAAUCUUAUCAAUGGAGUUUAUCGCAUUUUAUCUUAAUAGCAUGUUGUUUGCUUUUUCUUUUUUACGAAUGUUGUAUUUUUUUGGUUAGUAUGUUUUAUGAAAUUGUGAUUUCAUAAAAGAGGUUUUUGACAUUUUUGGCUUUGUUUUUGUAUUAUAAUUAAUUUACAUUCGAAAUGAAACAUUUAAGGGCCAGCGAACACUUACCUUCAUAUCGCACUGUAAUACAUCAUCAGUAUCAACAGCUUCAGAAUCAGUGUUACUUGCUCUAUAUUUAUCGUAAUGCAUUAUUGUGCUGCGGUCCCAUUUUUAGGUGUCUGUUGUAGUGACACAGACUUGUUUGAACUGAUGUAAUUGUUUUUGAAAACAUUGCUUUUUUUGUAAAAUGUUUUAUUAUUUUCUACUUGUCCCGUUAUUCUUAUACAUUUUAAAUGGAUAUAUCUAAAAUAAGCUUGCACCCAAAAUGAUUGAUACAUAAUUGUGUACCUUGCUUCAAAGUGCUUGUCAUUAUGUCUUUAUAUGUUUGUAAAAAUGGGACAGAUUGCCAAUAGUCAUGUUUAACAAUGCACUAAAUGGUAGUUGCUUAUUCAUUUUUCAUAAAUCGUGCGUCUACACUACAUUGACCUAAAAAAAAAAAACUCUGUAGCACUGAUGUAAAGAAUUAAGGUCUGAUUCAAAACUGAGCUAACCAAAUGUACAAUUUAGUUGCUGAAUGUAAAACAGUGUUUGUAAAAUCAAUGUAAACCUUUCUAGACAGCUUUCUACAUGAAAAUGCCACAAUUUCUUAAAAAAAUUAAUCCAGGAACAAUUAAUUAAAAUACUUCUGAUAAAAUGAAUAAAGGGGCAUUGCCAGGUAUUUAAAUUGUUGCAUGGAUCUGACUCAUGGAUGAGGUCUUGGCAAGCUUGCAGAAUCCCGAUGUCCAGGAACAGCAUGUUGUAAUAAGUAGGCAAUAUAAAAAUCUGCCUUGUGCAAACAAGAGUACUACUUUUAUAGCCAUAAUACACUAA
Molecule: messenger RNA, 2198 nt
Organism: Carassius auratus (goldfish)
Lineage: Eukaryota; Metazoa; Chordata; Actinopteri; Cypriniformes; Cyprinidae
Gene: rab4a
Product: RAB4a, member RAS oncogene family
Exons: 8
Coding region: 122-763 (213 amino acids)
Biological process (GO): Rab protein signal transduction
Molecular function (GO): GTP binding; GTPase activity
Source: RefSeq, a predicted model, not a curated record